UGUCUUUUCAAACUUCUGCAAUCUAUAGAUUUUCCUAAUUUUUCAAUUUUCUCGAGAAGAUCUUUUUUUUUGUGAAACUAUUUCACCUCCUCUACUCUCUAUUACUCUAAUUUUCUUCCUCAUUACUUUUCCAUGGCGACGAAGCAGCCAUAGUGUGGGGUCGGGGCCGGAGCAGACCUGGGUCGACGGAUUCUGGGAGCUUCUCGGAGGUACUCACGGACCAAGAACGAAGCUUUUUGGACCUCUAGAAACCAAAUAGUGAAGUUAUAUUCGAAAAAAUGUCUAUGAAAUGAGUGCUGAAGGCUAGUUAAACAGCCAUGCUCGCCAAAUCUCACCGACUUCUGAGAAAGCUUUCCCAUGCUGACUCUAACUUCUUGCUUCCUGUGACCAGUAUUGGGAGCUCUCCUCGAAGACUUCUUCCUGUUACGUUUUAUUCAACCCGGGAUCCAAAUCAACUGCCUACUGAGUAUUGUGAAGGUGGUGAUGGAAUUAGGAAAGUGCCACUGGCCAAGAAUUUGGCUAAUUUGUUGGAGGAGUCCUUAAACUCAACUGACAAAGCCGGGCUACAAAGCUAUCAUGUUGAUGAAAGAUACGAAAAAAAUGACCUGGCUAAGAAUUUGGCGUCAUUGGUUCAAGAAUCUUAUGAAGUUUCCAACAAAGAAUCAAAACCAAAAACCCGUGUGGAGAUCAAAAGGUUUCUUGAGAUGCGAAUAAAGAAGAAGGUGAAAGCACAGUACAUGAAUGGGAAGUACCACGACCUCAUGAUGAAAGUGAUUGCUGAUCCCAGCACUCUAAAGGAUGCAUAUGAUUGUAUAAGAUUGACCUCUAAUGUUGAUUUGGCAUUAGAUGGUGAUGACUUGCCCUUUUUGGCCAUUGCAAAAGAACUAGCUGAUGGAAACUUUGAUGUUGGGGCCCAUACGUAUUCAAUGCGGUCGAAAGGGCCAAAGGUCAAGAAAGAGGAACUUGUUUUACCAGAACUGAAGUUAAGGGUUGUUCAAGAGGCCAUUAGAAUAGUCUUGGAAGUUGUUUACCGCCCUCACUUCUCUAGGAUUUCGCACAGUCUUCGAAGUAAUAGGGAUCACUGGUCAGCGUUGAAGUAUAUCUGCAAAGAGAUACCUGAUCCGGACUGGUGGUUCACUUUGCCCAUUAACAAAAAUCUUGAUGACUGCAUCCUUCAAAAACUCCUGUCAUCAAUGGAGGACAAGAUAGAAGAUCCUGUUUUAUGUGAUAUUAUAAAGGAUAUGUUUAAAGCAAGGGUGCUUAAUGUAGAGUUUGGGUCUUUUCCUAAAGGGCAUGGUCUUCCACAAGAAGGGGUCCUUUCGCCUAUAUUGAUAAACAUAUAUCUUGAUCUCUUUGACCGUGAGAUGUACAGGAUGUCAAUGCACUACGAGACUUCGCACACUCUUGGGUUUGAAGAACAGAAGUUGCACUCAAAGCUCCGUGGCUGGUUUAGGAAACAGAUAAGCGGCAGUAGUUUGCAACAAUGCGAUUCUGGAAUGGACUCAGGGGUAAGGGUUCAUUGUUGUCGCUUUAUGGAUGAGGUCUUUUUUGCCUUUUCCGGUUCCAAAGAAGUUGCGUUGGCGUUCAAGUCUGAAAUUGAAGGGUUCUUAAAGAAUUCUCUCUACUUGGAGGUAGAUGAUAAAUCUGAUAUUUUAGCAUCCAAUGAUCCACGUGGUGUUAAAUUUCUUGGUACUUUGAUCAGAAGGCGCGUGAAAGACACUCCUGCUUUACGAGCUGUUCACAAGUUGAAGGACAAAGUCAAGAUAUUUGCUGAACAGAAACAAGAGUCUUGGGAUGCAGGAGCUCUCAGAAUUGGGAAGAAGUGGCUGGCUCAUGGACUCAAAAAGGUUAAAGAGUCAGAGAUCAAACAAUUAGCUGAUAGUAGCUCCAUUUUACAUAAGAUUUCCUGUUAUCGUAGAUCUGGGAUGAAAACAGACCACUGGUACAAGGUGCUGCUGAAAAUUUGGAUGCAACAUGUAAACGCUAGAAGUGCAGGGAAUGAAGAUAAACUGUUAACUAAGCUUGUUGUAGAACCGGCUCUUCCACAAGAACUAAGAGAUGCUUACUUCGAGUUUCAGAAACGAGCUAAAGAAUAUGUUGAUUCCGAGACAUCUUUGACACUCGCACUUUUAACCGGCUCCAAUUCUUCACCCGAACCUCUUUUUACAACAGAAACUGUUGUCCCACUAAACGUCUUAAUGAAACGUCUUCAUCGCUAUGGAUUGACUAAUAGGGAGGGAUAUGGUCGGCCAUGCUACGUGCUAAUCUUACUGGAUCACGAUCAAAUCAUUGAUUGGUUUGCAGGGUUACUCCACCGCUGGCUAAGAUGGUACAGGGGGUGCAAAAACUUUAAUGAAGUGAAGCACUUAAUCUGUGAUCAAGUAAGAAUGUCAUGCAUCCGAACACUAGCUGUUAAGUAUAGGAUUCACGAGGCAGAUAUAGAGAAGAAAUUUGAUUCAGAGCUGAGUAGAAUCCCCUCAACUGAAGAUAUCGAACUUGAGGAAGCAAUCACGGAACUGAUUUCUCCAGAAUAUAACUUUGAUGGCGCCUUAAUGUAUGGAAUACAAUACAGUGGUUUAUGUUCGUUGUCAUUGGCCAGAAUGGUGAGUGAGUCACGCCCUUGCUAUUGUUUUGUCAUAGGGUGCUCAGCCUCAGUCUCAUGUGUUUAUACUCUUCAUGUAAUGGAAAGACAAAAAUUUCCAGCUUGGAAGACUGGAUUUUCAAGUUGUAUACAUCCCAGCUUACACAGGAGAAGAAUAGGAUUAUGUAAAAAGCAUGUGAAAGACUUGUUUCUUGGAAACAUAUCACUUCAAUCAAUAGGAUUUGGUACUUGGAGGUGAAUUCUGCUGUUGAGAUUGGAGAAAAUUAGCUUCUAUCCAUCCAUGCUGUUGAGAUUGGAAAAAUUAGCAUCUGCAGAAAUGUAGCUAUGACAUCUUUUAUUCAGUUUGCAGCAGCUAAGGUGGUAACUUAAAUCUUCUAUAGAUUUUUCUUGAUUAGUAUUUCUGGCGAGAGAGAGAGAGAGAGAGAGAAUAGCUGUAUCGUAUCAAAGUUUUCAUAGUGAAAAUACUUAUUUACUUCCUUUUCAAA
Molecule: messenger RNA, 3087 nt
Organism: Salvia splendens (bonfire salvia)
Lineage: Eukaryota; Viridiplantae; Streptophyta; Magnoliopsida; Lamiales; Lamiaceae
Product: nuclear intron maturase 4, mitochondrial
Exons: 3
Coding region: 318-2840 (840 amino acids)
Biological process (GO): mitochondrial mRNA processing; homing of group II introns
Cellular component (GO): mitochondrion
Molecular function (GO): RNA-directed DNA polymerase activity
Source: RefSeq, a predicted model, not a curated record